GGCGCUCUUGACGGCCCAGUCCGGCAGUUUUGACCUUGACCUGCUUCCAGUCCCACCCUCUCUUGCACCACCGUCACCAGUCUUUAUUGGUUCUGCAGCGAGCUCAUCACAGCUCAGGACUGUCCAUUCCCUUCAACUCGUUCGCAUCGAGGUCAGCCCAAGAACUUUCGUCAACACAACUCUCGCAACGCGCCAUAGCAGCAUGCAACUCCUCCCGCUCGCUCUCUAUGUCCUUUGUUGGACCGCCGCGGCAGCUUUGGCGCUGCCGCAGACAUCCUCAGCCUCAAUUACCUCAAGUUUAGCCAGCUACCUAAGCGCUUCUGCCACUGCAGCCGGCAGUAUCUCUGCAAAUGCGUCCUCAAGUGCGACACCCACGAGUUCGGCACAACUACCUAGCCUGAGUGGAUACUCGCCUUGCGGUUAGUGUAGAGUUUU
Messenger RNA from Phanerochaete carnosa HHB-10118-sp, 435 nucleotides. RefSeq lists its product as uncharacterized. Lineage: Eukaryota; Fungi; Basidiomycota; Agaricomycetes; Polyporales; Phanerochaetaceae. The transcript has a single exon. The record is from RefSeq and is a predicted model, not a curated record. The coding region runs from base 203 to 424 and encodes 73 amino acids.